Messenger RNA from Rotaria sordida, 747 nucleotides. NCBI's taxonomy places the organism in Eukaryota, Metazoa, Rotifera, Eurotatoria, Philodinida, Philodinidae. The record is from the annotation of a GenBank genome assembly.
AUGCUGAAAAAACAUGAUCCAACACCCGUAGCGUAUAUUAUUACAGUUCCUGGUUAUGAUCAACGAGUAGCAAGUGUUAUGGAUCUUUUUAAAAAAUACGCUCAUAUGAAUCUUCGACGUUUCGAGGGCAUUCGAUUUUCUCAUCAACUUCAUGGAAAAAACAAGUCUCUGACACUCGGAGAACAGAGUCUACGAGCGACAAUGAUAAUGUUCUACAGCAUGAUGGUUCGUGAAAAUCAUGAAAAAGUAUUCGUGUUUGAAGAUGAUGCGAUUCCACAUCGUAAUUUCAAAGCAUUGUUCAGGGAAUUGCCUCAUCGUUGUGUUGAAGCCGACGUUCUAUUAUUAGGAGCCACUAUAUGGCAUACAAAGCAUACAGAUUGGCCCAGUGGAGCGUGCUUCGAUGCUAGCCGUGCAACAUUUGGUGCAUUUGCUCUCUUGCUUAAAAGAGUAUCCUACCGUCCUAUUCUUCAAUGGUUACAAGCUAAUACGUCGGAACCGUAUGAUCAUGUUUAUCGUCACUUACAACAAAAGAAACUCUCUGUUCGAGUAGCAUUUCCUCCUUUUCUAGUUAUUCCAGAUAUUUCGCAUCCAUCUUUAAUCAAUAAUAAUCGAACUGCUAUACAAUUCGAUGUUAGCAAACGAGCUGAAGUGCAUCUUUGGCACUUGAAAGAUUAUCCAAUGGUUCAAAUACCGACUCAGAUUAUGAAGACCAAUGUAUCGAAGAGGCCAGACUUUCCAGGAAGAUAG